Molecule: messenger RNA, 2414 nt
Organism: Panicum virgatum (switchgrass)
Lineage: Eukaryota; Viridiplantae; Streptophyta; Magnoliopsida; Poales; Poaceae
Product: B3 domain-containing protein Os03g0619800-like
Exons: 7
Coding region: 139-2007 (622 amino acids)
Molecular function (GO): DNA binding
Source: RefSeq, a predicted model, not a curated record
UCGCAGUGUGCCCAUUUAAUGGGGAACUUGAUGCAGCGCAAAGCUUUUAUAAAAAGGGCAAAGCGUUGGGUAGCUGGGUUUGAGGCGCGCGUCGGAGCCUCGGAGGUGGAGCAAAGGGAGGCUGCUCCGUCGUAGCAGAUGGGCAGCACUUGUGAGUGCUCCUUGAGGUGUCCGGAUCACCAUUACAAGAACUGCAUGGGCAACGAGGAAUUGCAACUCCAUGAUGUCACUGAUGAAGAUUUCAGGGACUGCAUCGGCAAUAAGAAGACGCGAUUCCAUGUUGUCGCCGAUGAAGAUUUCAGGAGCUGCAUGCGCAUACCACCGGAUGUUGGAAGUCAUUUUAGGAAAAUCUCGUCUGAGACCAUCAAGAUAAAUGCUCCAAAUGGUUGCCUAUAUGAUAUCGGGGUUUCCAGGGAGAUGGGUGAGAUAGUACUACGUUCUGGUUGGGAUGUUUUUUCCGCUGCACAUAACUUGGAAGAGAAUGACUCUCUUGUGUUCAAGUUCUGUGGGAACUCGACCUUUAAAGUCCAGAUAUACAGUUCACAUGGUGGUUCCCAGAAGAUCACUUCAUGUGUUAGUCCACCUUCUGAGAUCCUUGAAGCUGUUCUUCCCAGCACUUGUGAUCAUCACGCUUCAAAGGGAAAUGAGGUACCUUAUCCCAGACACGAUCAGGAGACAGCUGAGUUUGACUAUUUAACAUCAGGAGGCUCCUGUUUAACCAAGGCACAAGAUGAGAAAGUAUUGGAAAUGGCUCACACAUACAGGUCUCAAGUUCCUCUGUGUGUGGCGGUCAUGAAGAGAACCAAUGUUGAUGUAAAGGGUUGCUAUAUUAGUAUUCCAUCUAUACUCUUGAAAAAUGUUACAGAGGAGGCGUUUAAAGCUACUGUUAAACUAGAAGCACCUGAUUCCAAAAUAUACAGUGUUUCAGCUGCCCAACAAAGUGAUGAUGAAAUAGCUCUCCAGUCUGGAUGGGAUGCUUUUGUGGUUGCUCAUAGGGUGCAAGAGGGUGACCUCAUCAUUUUCAGAUACAAAGGGAGCUCUCGCCUUGAAGUUUUCAUCCUUGACCAAAAUGGUUGUCAGAAAAGCUCUUCAUGUUUUGGCAAGGGAUAUGUUUCCAAUGCCCAAGAAAUAUGUGAUGAUUCAGUCAAAAUUAUUGAUCCACCCCAUACAACGGUUGAUAUCAUCGACCUGAGUAGCAGCAGUUCUGAUAAUGAUGACAAUGUGGCAGCAUACACUGAGAAGUCAGCUAGGCUCCAGAAGCGGUACUUUGACCGUUGUGCAAAAACUAGGAGGAUGGAUUCAACUUCCAGCCAAUCUUGUACAUUAGGCCAUGAUCAUGAAGAUCUUCAAGCAUAUAUGGUGGAUGGGGUCAAUCGGAGUCGGAGCCCUCUCAAUUCCAACUAUUAUGUGGUUCCAUCCCUGCCUCUCUACAUUAUAUCAAGAAAGACAACUCUAUCUGCAGCACAGGAGAAGAUGGUUCUAGAGAAAGUCCAAGCAAUUGGAUCUAAAUUUCCUAUUUUUGUGUCAGUGAUGAACAGAACCAGUACUGGUGGGAAAAAUUUCUUAAUGAGAUUUGCCACGGAAUAUGCUAGAAGAUGUCUUCCAUUGGCAACCCAAGAUCUUACUCUUCAGCUGGAGGGUUGCCCGGGCAAGCAGUGGGACACCGUGCUGCAUGUUCAGGGUGGUCACGUGAAGAUAUCCGGUGGCUGGGCUGAAUUUGUCACCGACAACUGCCUCUGGCCAGGGGACAUAUGUAUGUUCGAGCUGGUGAAGAUCACAAGGAGGCUCAAGAUGAUUGUGCAUCUCAUUCGCAAGUGGGGUGUUAGCAGCCGAAGCCGCGACGAUGCUGAUGUUGCUGGGCCUCAACAGGGAGUACGUGAUCGCCGGCGCAGCUCCAGGAUUACCGGCAAUGGGUGCGCAAGUGAUGUCAUGUGUGCGCGUCCCCUCUGCGUGCGAGGGGGAAUGGGGGAUAAAUCCCGGCGGGAGGGAGAGGAAGAGCUCAUGUAACAACUUACCAAACAACUCGCACUGAGUAACCAUUCCUCGUCCCAAAUCUCUUCUCCGGUCCUAAGUUCUUGCCUAUUCCCUCUUCUUCUUCUGAUUAUCCAGUGCCUAACAUGGGGUGCAUGUAUAUAGAGAGAGCUGUAGCUUGAGCAAUCAUAAGGAGCUGGAGAGGAGGCAUUCCACUUUUGUGUUCAUGGUCUCCACCUGUCAGGGAUAUCCAUGUGAACUCCAUCUGUGAUGAUACCUGGGUUUACGUUUUCGCUGAUAUUAAGUAUUUUAGAUGUUACUAGUUGCCAUCAAGUAGGCUAAUUUGGUAUGGUGAGAACAGGGGAAAAAACAUCUGUCUGCCUGGAGGCUGAAUAUUGUUAUUUGUUAAUUGUGACAGUCGUUUCUUCAGGACAUUCAGCACA